Molecule: messenger RNA, 1634 nt
Organism: Dioscorea cayenensis subsp. rotundata (Guinea yam)
Lineage: Eukaryota; Viridiplantae; Streptophyta; Magnoliopsida; Dioscoreales; Dioscoreaceae
Product: trihelix transcription factor ASIL2-like
Exons: 1
Coding region: 498-1343 (281 amino acids)
Cellular component (GO): nucleus
Molecular function (GO): transcription cis-regulatory region binding
Source: RefSeq, a predicted model, not a curated record
CUCCUUCCUCUCUCUCUCCUUCUCACACUGCCCCUAUCCCCUAUACUUUCUCAAACACCAUUUACCAUACAAGAUCCACGUGGCAUGAGUAAACCAACUAACUCUAACUCCUGCAAACUACUCCACCAAUACAAGAAUGCCACGUAACUAAAAAAAAUUACAAUCCUGUCAUAUCUUCACAGCUGAUCUCACGCACCACUACCAAUCCCAAUCCGGCCACCACCGUAUCCUUGCCCACCACCGCGACAUUGCCGGCUCACCAGACAGCAUUCACCAUCACACAUGACGUGGCACCUAAAGAUCAGAUGAUAUCCGAAAAUUAACCAAUAAGAAUACGCCAGCUCAGCGAUCAAAUCCCAUUGCUGUUUGAAUCCAAACAGCUGAUCGUAUGAAACCGCGCGGAAUCCCCACCACCGCCACCACCGCAUCCACCACCCCUUCAUGGCCUCCUCCCCACCGCCACUCCAAACCCUAACCCUAAUUCUAAACCUAACGUGAUGACCGCCGGGCCCUCAUCGGAGCGCCACCUCACGGCGGCGGCGGCGCCGAGGAAGUCCACCCCGGGCCAGCCAUGGUCGCACGCCGAGACUCUCGCGCUUGUCGCCGCCUACGAGGAUAAAUGGAAUGCCUUACGCCGUGGCCAGUUGAAGGCUCAGCAGUGGGAAGAGGUCGCUGCCGCCGUUGCCGCCGCCUGUGGCGGUGGAGCCGGUGAGUCACUCUCGAAGUCUGGCACCCAAUGCCGUCAUAAGAUCGAGAAGCUCCGCAAACGUUAUCGUGCCGAGCGUCAACGCCCGAUCCCCUCUCUGUGGCCGUACUUCGCUUCCAUGGAUCGCCUUGAGCGAGGUCCUCUUCCCUUAUCCUCUCGCCCUCCUAUCCUCGCUCGCCCCAGCCUCCCGUUCUCCUCCCCUGAUGACGAUUCCUCUGACCCCUCCGAUGGUGAAAGCGAUCGAGGAGGCGGCAGCAAUACGCGGAGCAUCAGCGGGAUCAUGAGGGGAUUCUCGCCUAGGGUUCCAAGGAACCCAAAUUUGGGGAAAAGGAUGGAUUUUGAUGAUGAGGAGGAAGAGGAUGAUGACUCGGAUGAUGGGGAGGAUUCAGGGCGUGAGGGAAAGAUAGGAGCAAUGACAGGGCUGGCAGCAGUGGUGAAGAGGUUUGCAGAAGGGUUUGAGAGGCUGGAGAAGAGGAGGAUGGAGAUGAUGCGGGAGGUGGAGCGGGAUCGGAUGGAGAUGGAAGCCCGCCGAGAGGAGAUGGUGCUGGAAUCACAGCGCUGCCUAGUCGAGAGCAUUGCCGCUGCCUUCGCAGCCGCAGCUCCUCCGGCGAAGAAGGGCAAGAAGUCAGAGGAUUGAUUUGAAGUCCAUUCAUCUGAGGUGAAUUUUCUACUGGAUAAGCAAAAUUUUGUUUGAAAAUAAUUCAUUUACAUGCUUGAUUCUCUAGUCUUCUUGGAUUUUUAUGUGUUCUCUAGCUCCCUCCAUUAAUGGUGAAUCUUGAAGUUUUAAUUUAUGCAUAAUUCUUCUUUGUUUCCGAUGCUUGUUUGUAGUUCGGAAAAGUUAGAUUUUUCAUGCUUAUGUAUGUACUUGUUCAAUUCCUAAUAAGAAAGGCAUGGCAAAGGAAAUAAAGAAGGAUCUUGUUGGUAUCUA